CCGGAAGUAUAGUUUUUCGAUCAGUCCACUUUCCUCUGUGGCGUUGUUUAGCAUCCCUUUUGAUGUUACUGCGUUUUAAUCCUUGAAAGGAGGUCUGACUAUAUGGGUUCCAAAUACACACUGAUGGGAGGAAUGAAAAUGGAUUCCACUCACAAUGUCACUCCCCAUCAAACAAGACACACGAGGUGUUCCUGACUUUAUCUGAAUGAUGUGACAUGAAUGAACAAAAUAGCUUUUUAUAGCUGCACUCGAACAAACAUCCAACUUGAGUUGCUAAUAUAACUUGUUAAUUAAAGGGAACUUUUUAACAAUCCUAGAAUAUGAAUUGGGCCUAAUUCUGUACAUCUUAAAGUAGAUUUCCCUGACGUUGAAGGGGAAUGCAGACUUGUCGCCCAUAGACCGCAUGCGAGUGUGAUGCCCAGGCGAAGCUUGCCGCUGCAGGGCCGGAUGCGCUGGAUGCUCCUGGGGCUCUUCCUGUUGCUGGUCCUCCUCCUCUUUGCUUACCUGCUGGAGUGCACUCCCCCAGCUGAUGUUAGCCUGGUCCUGCCUGGCCUGGGAGGGGAGUCCCAUGGAAAGGAGUACUACCAGGCACUGCUGCAAGAGCAGGAGGAGCGGCACGUAAGCCGCGCCGCCAGCCUCAAGCGGCAGAUCGCCCAACUCAAGCAAGAGCUCCAGGAGAUGAGUGAGAAACUCAAGGUCCUGCAGGACAGAAAGGAAGGUCCUGGGGUCCAGGGGCUGGUUGAAACCAAGGACCAGGAGCCUGGGGAUCUUCUCGAAUUCCUCCACUCCCAGAUCGACAAAGCCGAGGUGAACACGGGAGCACGGCUGCCCAGCGAGUACGCCCUGGUCCCCUUCGAGAGCUUCACCUCUAGUAAGGUGUAUCAGCUGGAGAUGGGGCUGACCAGGCACCCAGAGGAGAAGCCUGUGCGGAAGGACCGCAGGGAUGAGCUGGUGGAGGUCAUUGAGGCAGCCCUGGACGUCAUAAACAACCCAGACGAGGAGGAUGGCCAGGAGGAUGAUGUGCCCAUGCAGAGGCAGACCUACACCGAGAGCCACUUUACUGAGGGGCUGUACAGAACAGAACGGGACAAGGGCACACUCUACGAGCUCUUCUUUGCAAAAGAGGACUCUGACAACUUCCGCCAUGUCACUCUUUUCCGUCCUUUUGGUCCUUUAAUGAAAGUCAGAAGCACGUCCGUAGAAACAACUGGAAUCAUCAUCAAUAUCAUUGUGCCGUUGGCAGGCAGAACAGAGGCAUUCUCACAUUUCCUACACAACUUCAGGGAAGUUUGCAUAGAACACGAUAGGCGAGUGCAUCUUACGGUGGUCUACUUUGGACAAGAGGGCUUACAAGAGGUGAAGUCUUAUUUGGAAAAAAUGUCCAGGGAGGCAAGCUUUUCCAACUACACACUUAUCCCAGUGGACGAGGAGUUUUCCAGAGGCAGGGGUCUGGACAUCGGUGCCCAUACCUGGAAGAAGGGUGACGUAUUGAUGUUCUUCUGUGAUGUGGAUAUCUACUUCACACUGGACUAUCUCAACACCUGCCGUCUUCACACCGCUCCAAACAAGAGAGUCUUUUAUCCGGUGGUUUUCAGUUUGUAUAAUCCUGCCAUAGUCUAUGGAAAUCUGGAGCUGGCUCCCCCCAUUGAAAGUCAACUUAUUCACAAGAAAGAUGCUGGAUUCUGGAGAGAUUUUGGCUUUGGAAUGACAUGUCAGUACCGCUCGGACUUCCUCAAUAUAGGAGGUUUUGACCUGGAAGUGAAAGGUUGGGGUGUGGAAGAUGUCCACUUGUACAGGAAGUACCUGCGGAGCGACCUGAUUGUGAUGCGUACGCCGGUAUCCGGCCUCUUCCACCUGUGGCACGAGAAGCAGUGUGCAGACGAGCUGACCCCAGAACAGUAUCGCAUGUGCAUCCAGUCCAAAGCCAUGAACGAGGCGUCCCAUUCCCACCUGGGCAUGCUGGUGUUCCGCGAGGAGAUUGAGAAUCACCUCCGCAAGCAGGCCUACAAGACCCAGAGCAAUACUGAAAACUGAAUGCCUUUUCGUUAGGUGGCCAUCUUGGGUACUCUAAAUCAGAACUCCUCGCAAAAAAAAUAAUACAAGAGCUGAGGUACACUCAUGUCGUUACUAACAUGAUUAAAAUGCACUAUAUAGAAGACCAGUUUACACAAAAUCCUGUUACAUUUCACAGCUCAGCUAGACACCUAUGGAUGUUAGUAAAUGUGAAGUGUCAACUUAAACAUUUCAAGAGACUGAGAAUGGCACUACCUGUGUCAACAACACAAAAAGGCUAAUGGUACAUCUUUGAAGCUGGGGAAACUUGCAUAACCUAUCAUUAGCAAGUCAAGGCAAUGUUCUUGCAUGUGAGGUCAAGCAAUCAAUGGACGUGUUAUUUUUUUUUUAUCGCUACUGUAACCUGUUCUCUCUAUAGCCAUAUUGUUUAAUUUGUGUAAUGUUAAGCUUGGUUUAAAGUUGUACAGUGAUUAAAAAAAGGGACCUUUUUAUGUUAGAAUAUGAUUUGUUCAAAGGAACCAUCAGUCAGAGGCAGUGUUUAUCAGCAUUGAAGAAGGUUUAUCCUAUCAGCGUUUAUUUGGAAAUGUACCAAAUUCUACAGAUCGGACUGGAUUGAAGAAGCAAUUGAAACAAAGCUUUGCAAAAAGCAUGCAGCACAUUCAUAAUUUGCACAAGUGUCAUUCUUCUGACAUUUCUUGAUUUAUUCUCUGAGGAUGAUUCACAGUAUUAUUUCAUUAAAUUGAGCCUUGCAGCCACUCUGCCAGUUAAAUCUUGAAUGGAAUAAUGUAUAAAUAAUAAUUUUUUUGCA
Molecule: messenger RNA, 2821 nt
Organism: Salvelinus namaycush (lake trout)
Lineage: Eukaryota; Metazoa; Chordata; Actinopteri; Salmoniformes; Salmonidae
Product: chondroitin sulfate N-acetylgalactosaminyltransferase 2-like
Exons: 8
Coding region: 415-2034 (539 amino acids)
Cellular component (GO): Golgi cisterna membrane
Molecular function (GO): glucuronosyl-N-acetylgalactosaminyl-proteoglycan 4-beta-N-acetylgalactosaminyltransferase activity
Source: RefSeq, a predicted model, not a curated record